Rangifer tarandus platyrhynchus (Svalbard reindeer) is the source of this 1698-nucleotide messenger RNA. The record is from the annotation of a GenBank genome assembly. Lineage: Eukaryota; Metazoa; Chordata; Mammalia; Artiodactyla; Cervidae.
AUGGCGGACAGUGACGGCUUAGGUGAAGCAGCGACUGCUGCGGCGUCUCCUUCUGCCCCUGUUCCCGGCCUAAACCUGCCGCUGGGCUGGAGGGAGCGGCUGCGGGCUGGUCUGGCGGGCAUUGGGGCCUCACUGUGGUUCGUGGCGGGUCUGGGGCUGCUUUACGCUCUGAGGGUCCCGCUGAGGCUGUGUGAGAAUUUGGCAGCGGUGACGGUAUUUUUAAAUUCAUUGACACCCAAAUUCUAUGUGGCACUUACAGGGACGUCUUCUUUGAUAUCAGGACUAAUAUUUAUAUUUGAAUGGUGGUACUUUCAUAAGCAUGGCACAUCUUUUAUUGAGCAAGUUUCUGUAAGCCAUUUGCGACCACUGAUGGGAGGAACAGAAAGCAGCAUUUCAGAGCCAGGUUCUUCUUCCAACAACAGAGAAAGCGAAACCAGCAGGCAGAAUUUGUCAGAAUGUAAAGUGUGGAGAAAUCCUCUAAAUCUUUUCAGAGGAGCAGAAUAUAGAAGAUACACUUGGGUGACUGGUAAAGAGCCACUUACAUACUAUGACAUGAAUUUGUCAGCUCAGGACCAUCAGACCUUUUUCACCUGUGACACAGACUUUUUACGUCCUUCAGACACAGUUAUGCAGAAGGCAUGGAGAGAAAGGAAUCCUCCAGCUCGAAUCAAAGCAGCCUAUCAAGCUUUAGAAUUAAACAAUGACUGUGCCACUGCAUAUGUUCUACUGGCUGAGGAAGAAGCAACAACUAUUGUCGAUGCCGAAAGGUUAUUUAAGCAGGCACUCAAGGCAGGAGAAACAAUUUAUAGGCGGUCACAACAGUGCCAGCACCAAAGUCCUCAGCAUGAAGCUCAACUGAGGAGAGAUACCAAUGUACUGGUGUAUAUUAAAAGAAGACUGGCAAUGUGUGCAAGAAAAUUGGGAAGAAUAAGAGAGGCAGUAAAAAUAAUGAGAGAUUUAAUGAAAGAAUUUCCUCCUCUUACCAUGUUGAACAUCCAUGAAAAUCUCCUAGAAUCACUUUUAGAAUUACAAGCCUAUGCAGAUGUCCAAGCAGUUCUAGCAAAAUAUGAUGAUAUAAGCCUUCCAAAGUCAGCAGCCAUCUGUUAUACAGCAGCACUAUUGAAGACAAGGACUGUUUCAGAUAAAUUCUCUCCAGAAACAGCCUCCAGAAGAGGGUUAAGCACAGCAGAAAUUAAUGCUGUGGAAGCAAUUCAUAGAGCUGUGGAAUUUAAUCCUCAUGUUCCAAAAUAUUUACUAGAGAUGAAAAGCCUCAUUUUACCUCCAGAACACAUUCUGAAGCGGGGUGACAGUGAAGCAGUUGCCUACGCGUUCUUUCACCUUCAGCACUGGAAGAGGAUAGAAGGCGCUCUUAACCUGCUGCAGUGCACGUGGGAAGGCACUUUUAGAAUGAUUCCAUACCCAUUAGAGAAAGGCCAUCUAUUUUAUCCUUAUCCCAGCUGCACAGAGACUGCUGAUAGAGAGCUAUUACCUCCGUUUCAUCAUGUUUCUGUUUACCCAAAGAAGGAGAUUCCUUUUUUCAUCCAUUUCACAGCAGGACUAUGUUCUUCUACAGCAGUGAUAGCUUUGCUUACACACCAGUUUCCUGAGAUCAUGGGUGUUUUUGCUAAAGCUGUGCUGGGAUUCUCCUGCCUCCAGCCUAGGCAUCCUCAGUUUCUGAGCAGAACACAUAAGAUUUGA